Messenger RNA from Aedes albopictus (Asian tiger mosquito), 1087 nucleotides. RefSeq lists its product as uncharacterized. NCBI's taxonomy places the organism in Eukaryota, Metazoa, Arthropoda, Insecta, Diptera, Culicidae. Bases 93 to 1058 code for a protein of 321 amino acids. The transcript has 3 exons. The record is from RefSeq and is a predicted model, not a curated record. Gene Ontology annotation, molecular function: phosphatase activity.
CCUACGAUUCACACGACAAAUCCGCAAACCUCUCAAACGCAAUUGGCGAGCAGCACUCUUCAGUUCGCAAUCAGACGCCAAGCCAAGCCGACAUGUCUACCAGCAGUAGCAGCAGUUGUUCGCCGUCCAAACGAUUGCUGGAUUUAAGCCUGGAAGAUAAGAAGCGCUUUCUGGACUCGUUCGAUUACGUUCUCACCGAUUGCGAUGGCGUAGUGUGGAACCUGUAUGGACCGAUCGAGGGCGUUGGCAGCGCGAUCAGUGCCCUGAAGAGCCAGGACAAACGUUUGGUGUAUGUGUCCAACAACAGUGUGCGAACGUUACCGAAUUAUCGGGAUCAGAUUCGCAAGCUGGGACACGAAGUGGAUGAUGCGGAUGUCGUUCAUCCAGUCGUCAGUGUGAUCAAGUAUUUAAAAUCAAUCGAUUUCAAAGGCUUGAUCUACGCUAUAUGUGCACAACCGUUCUUGGAUGCUCUGAGGGACGCAGGCUACGAAGUUAUUCAUGGCCCAAGUGAACCGCAGCCCGAGGCGCUUCGUCUUAUCAUUCCGGUGAUUCACGAUAAGAAGCCCGUCAAAGCGGUGGUGGUAGAUUACGAUUUCAAUUGUAAUCAUACCAAAAUGCUACGGGCGGAGCUGUACUUGAAGGGGGACCCGGAGUGCUUGCUGAUUGCGGGUGCCACUGACCGUAGUAUUUCCAUAACGCAGCAAUGCGAAGUCCUUGGGUCAGGUCGGUACGUGGAUAUGCUGGAGCAGGCCACCGGGCGGAAGGCCAUCGUUUUGGGCAAACCGGGUCACCAGUUGGGUGUGCUGUUGAAGGCACAGUACGGAAUCCAGGACUCGCGAAGGGUGCUGUUCGUUGGGGACAUGAUUGCACAGGAUGUAGCCUUUGGGAAAGUGGCGGGAUUUCAAACGCUGCUCGUACUAACCGGAGGGGCCAAAAACGUGGACGUCGAGAAGUUGUCGGAUCAAGAUUUUGUGCCUGAUUACUACACCGAGAGUUUCGCUGAUUUUGGAAAGCUGAUAGAAGAAGUGCGUGAUGCAAAGGCUAAAGCUAGUCUGUAAAUAAAGGCACAUAUUAAAAAAAAAAAAAA